Molecule: messenger RNA, 810 nt
Organism: Zophobas morio
Lineage: Eukaryota; Metazoa; Arthropoda; Insecta; Coleoptera; Tenebrionidae
Product: RE1-silencing transcription factor-like
Exons: 2
Coding region: 1-810 (269 amino acids)
Biological process (GO): regulation of transcription by RNA polymerase II
Molecular function (GO): RNA polymerase II transcription regulatory region sequence-specific DNA binding; DNA-binding transcription factor activity, RNA polymerase II-specific
Source: RefSeq, a predicted model, not a curated record
AUGUACCCAAGAUUAGUUAGAAACGAAUUUUGGCACGUCGUUAAUCUAUUUUUCGCUCAACUGAUUUUUGAGGUUAUGUUACUCGAUAAGUCGCUUUUUCUCAAUUUCAACUGCCAGAAUAGCCAGAUCGAAGUGUACUACUGCAAAGAGUGCUAUUUCCAGACGGGACUGACCCUCCUUUUUAAACGCCACCUCAAAAACCACCACAAAACUAAACAGCCCCCUGACUACCCCAUCCCCAAAUACACGUGCGACAAGUGCAAUUUCGACACCCAUUUCUCUUUGAAGUGGUUCCAGCACAUCACAACGUGUACCCGAACCAAACAAAACCCCCACCGAAAAAACAUCUACACUUUGUUCAGUUGCGACCGAUGCAACUACAAAUCCAAAUACAAAUGCAACUUAAACAUGCACAAGAGCGCGAAACACCCGACCGAAAACGAAAUCCGUUGGCACCCCUGCCCGAAAUGUACCUACAUAGCCAAACACAAAAUUUAUUUGCAGCGACACGUAAAAGUGCACGACCAAGACGUGAAGUGGUUCAAGUGUGAUCAGUGCCCACACCGCUCGAGACGUAAAGCGAAUUUAAAGAAGCACGUCAAGGAACGCCACUGCAGCGAGAAAGACAUCAAGUGGUACAAAUGUGAUAGGUGUUCGUACAAAGCUAAACGGAACGCGCAUUUGAAAAUUCACGUAAAUGCGCAUCACUUGGAUAAGGAGAGCGUUAAAUGGUACGAAUGCGAAGUGUGUCGGUACAGGUCCAAGCAGUAUGCCAAUUUGAGGAGGCAUGUGAACGGUUGUCAUUUGUAA